UGUGAGUGUUGGAGCUGGUGUUCUUAUGCCCAUGGCUGUCCCUGAACCUGUUGCCACUCGGAGGUUGGCACUGGACUGUCGUACCCUGCUGGAUCACCGCCCGAGUCGUGGGGUGUGUGGUUGUUGUGGAGCGCUGAGGCCGCGCUACAAGAGACUGGUGGACAACAUCUUCCCUGAAGACCCAGAGGAUGGAUUGGUAAAGGCCAACAUGGAGAAGCUGACUUUUUACGCUCUGUCAGCUCCAGAGAAAUUGGAUCGGAUCGGGGCAUACCUGUCUGAGAGACUGUCUCGUGAUGUAGCUAGACACCGUUAUGGGUAUGUGUGUAUUGCGAUGGAAGCCCUCGACCAGCUGCUAAUGGCCUGCCACUGUCAGAGUAUCAACCUGUUCGUGGAGAGUUUCCUGAAGAUGGUGCGGAAACUCCUGGAGGCAGACAAACCCAACCUGCAAAUCCUGGGAACAAACUCUUUUGUGAAGUUUGCUAACAUCGAGGAGGACACCCCCUCGUAUCAUCGCAGUUACGAUUUCUUUGUGUCGCGGUUUAGUGAGAUGUGCCAUUCCAACUAUGAGGACCCCGACAUCCGCACCAAAAUCCGAAUGGCUGGCAUCAAAGGUCUACAGGGAGUAGUGAGGAAGACCGUAAACGAUGAGUUGCAGGCAAACAUCUGGGACCCUCAGCACAUGGACAAGAUCGUGCCCUCACUGCUCUUCAAUCUGCAGUCUGGUGAAGGCACAGAGAGUCGCUCUCCCUCCCCGCUGCAGGCCAGUGAGAAGGAGAGAGAAAGCCCAGCCGAGCUGACGGAGCGCUGCUUUCGGGAACUGCUGGGCCGUGCCGCUUAUGGCAACAUCAAGAACGCAGUCACCCCUGUGCUUAUGCAUCUUGAUAAUCACUCGCUGUGGGAAGGCAAAACAUUUGCAGUGCGCUGCUUUAAGAUCAUCAUGUACUCCAUUCAGUCCCAGCAUUCUCAUCUGGUCAUCCAGCAGCUCUUGGGCCAUGUGGAUGCCAACAGUAAGAGCUCAGCCACAGUGCGUGCUGGGAUAGUGGAGGUCCUUCUGGAGGCGGCUGGCAUCGCUGCCAGUGGCUCUGUUGGCCCCACAGUGUUGGAGGUUUUCAACACACUGCUCCGGCAUCUGAGGCUCAGUGUGGACUAUGAGCUCACUGGAUCAUACAACUGCACUAACAUCGGCACCAAAAUCAUCAAGGAGCAUGAGGAGAGACAGCUACAGGAAGCCGUCAUCAGGACUAUCGGCUCAUUUGCAAACACCUUACCAACGUACCAGCGUUCUGAGGUGAUGCUCUUCAUCAUGGGGAAGAUCCCUAUUCCAGGCAUGCAUCCCAUGCUGCCCUCUACAGGCUCAGGGCCUGAGGGCAACCGAAUGAUCCAAGUCAUGCUGUUGAAGUCCUUGAGACAGGUCACAUGUGGUUUCCAGACGACCAACAUGCUGACAGCUCUUCCCAACUCCUUUCUGGACCCACUGCUGUCAUUUGCGCUGCUAGAAGAUGCAGAAAUUCGACUGUUGGUGCUGGAAAUACUGGUCAGCCUUAUCGAUCGCCAUGACAACCUCCCCAAGUUCUCCAGCAUCAGUAUCAUCUCUGAUAUCUCUGUGCUUAAACUCAAAGUGGACAAGUGCUCUCGUCAAGACAACCUCUUCAUGAAAAAGCAUGCCCAGCACCUGUAUAGACACAUCUACCUGUGCAGUAAGGAACAGAGCAGCGUGCAGCCUCACUUUGAGAAGCUCUACUCACUCCUGGCCCUCAUCAGCAUGGAGCUGGCCAACGAAGAGGUGGUGGUGGACCUGAUCCGUGUGGCGCUCGCUCUACAGGACUUGGCUCUGAGCAGCGAGGAGACGUUACCGGUGUAUAACCGCUGUGCUGUUCAUGCUCUGUCCUCUGCUUAUCUCAAUCUCAUCAGUCAGCUCACCACAGUGCCAGCGUUCUGCCAGCACGUUCAUGAGGUGAUUGAAAUGAGACAAAAAGAAAGUCCUUACCUGUUACCUGAGGAUGUCUUCAUUGAAAACCCAAAGAUUCCUAAGACACUGGAGAAGCUGGAAGGAGAGCUGUUGUUCCAACAGGCCAAGAUAACUGAGGUUCUUGGAGGAAGCGGCUACAACACUGAGCGACUAGCUACACCUUAUGUCCCACAGUUCACAGAUGAGGACCGGCUAUCAAAAAGAAAGAGCGUUGGAGAAACAAUAUCUCUGCAGGUGGAGGUCGAGUCCAGAAACAGUCCUGAGAAGGAGGAGAGAACACCAGCUGAAGAAAUCACAUUUGAAACACUAAAAAACGCCAUCGUGGAUAGUGUAGGCGUGGAGGAACAGGAGAAGGAACGCAGGAGACAGGUGGUUGAGAAGUUCCAGAAGGCCCCCUUUGAGGAAAUAGCUGCCCACUGUGGUGCCAGAGCUACAAUGCUGCAGAGCAAACUUAAUCAAAUCUUUGAAAUCACGAUCAGGCCUCCUCCCAGUCCAUCUGGAACCAUCACAUCAAGUUACGGCCAAACCCAGAGUUGCUCUGUCCCCGUUUAUGAGAUGAAGUUCCCGGACUUGUGCGUUUACUAGUGCAGCUCAACUCAGGAUUCAGGAACCUUCAGUAGCAGCCAGAGGUGCAGAGAGCUGGAGGGUUUUAAGUAUGAAAUUAUAUUUUGAUGUUUUGUAAUACAGGAAAACUAAGUGGUCAGCCCUCCUCUAUACUAUAAACCUCAUCGCUGUAUUGUCCCCUGUUCCCCUGUCUGCAAGGUGACUGUAGACAGUUCACCCAUUGAACUACUACUGAAAGGAUUUUGAACAUUUGGAUUCCUGAUUUAGGUUCAGUACGCGUUCAGUUUUCCGUAUUUACAAAUAUUUUCCACAUAUUCGUUAAUACUCUGCAUUUCUAUUAUAAAAUCAGCUAACAUAAAUAUGCAU
Molecule: messenger RNA, 2899 nt
Organism: Sinocyclocheilus rhinocerous
Lineage: Eukaryota; Metazoa; Chordata; Actinopteri; Cypriniformes; Cyprinidae
Gene: efr3bb
Product: EFR3 homolog Bb (S. cerevisiae)
Exons: 23
Coding region: 26-2554 (842 amino acids)
Biological process (GO): protein localization to plasma membrane
Cellular component (GO): plasma membrane
Source: RefSeq, a predicted model, not a curated record